This is a messenger RNA of Gigantopelta aegis, 6340 nucleotides long. RefSeq names its product AN1-type zinc finger protein 4-like. Gene Ontology annotation, molecular function: zinc ion binding; protein binding. NCBI's taxonomy places the organism in Eukaryota, Metazoa, Mollusca, Gastropoda, Neomphalida, Peltospiridae. Bases 336 to 2108 code for a protein of 590 amino acids. The record is from RefSeq and is a predicted model, not a curated record. The transcript is spliced from 7 exons.
UCGUAAUGUCGUCGAAUACCAAUGUUCCUCCAUGUUUUUGUUUUUGAGUAACUUUAUGUGUGUGAAGAAAUCAGAUUUUUCGUUUGUAUACUAAAACCACUUAAAUUUACAACGAUGGGUUAUGAGUUAGGAUAUUGUUGUUUUGUAGAAUAACUCAUUAUGGCGAUUACUUAGGCAGCCAAUAACGAUUGUGCGAUGUUGUUUUGGUUUAAGACAAAGCAGGGUCACGUUUGUCAUGAUGUGAAAAUGCAUGACCCUGCACAUUAAGGGUUAUACUAAUCACGGAAAUUCCUAGCACGAAAGGCAGGCCUCGGCUUAUCGAGGACCUCCCUCUGAUGGAGUUAUUCGUUGAGACACUAACAGGAACAGCCUUUGAACUUCGUGUUUCGCCUUUCGAGACCAUUAUGUCCGUGAAAGCGAAGAUACAAAGGCUGGAAGGUAUACCCAUCUCCCAUCAGCAUUUAAUAUGGCAGUCUGUAGAGCUGGAAGAUGACUAUUGUCUCCAUGACUACAGCAUCCACAGCGGAGCAACACUCCGAUUAGUGCUGGCGAUGCGCGGGGGCCCUAUCAAUACUCGCAGAGUACCGGUAGAGGACUCGACACUCAGGGAGAUGGCGGAGUAUAUGGAGGCGAAUCGAGAUGAGAUUCUUGACAAGCUGCCUAACAACCGCCAUGUGACGCUGCUCGUGUUCAGGGAGGGCGACCAGCUCAACUUCUUCCGUGUAGUCGAUCGUGGCGAUGGCACGCUAACGCCGCUGUCGGAGACACUCAGUGCGUCUGUCUACAACUUCAACGAUGAGGAUGAUGACGAGGAUUGCCCCGCCAAGGAGAAGACUGAAGAGAACGACAAGAUGAAGGAGAAGAUGACCAAACUCCGCGUCAACAUGGAAAAACUCAGUAUUCACAAGAAGGUUCGCACCACCAGCUUGACCCAGAAGGCACCAAAACCACCGUCACCGGGUCAGGCAAGCUUUUCUUCGAGAGCCAACAGUCGGAUGCGUUUGCGACAGAUUCCCAGUGCAGCGGGCCGACCAUGCAGUCAGACAUUGAACAAAAACAUGUGCUUACCGCCAGUUGGUCGCACCUUCAGUUCUCAGUCUCUGACGGACAAAAACAAUUCGAUAGAAACGGAAACAUUUACACCAAGUGCAGUGGAUGGUGCAAGAAACUGGUCAGAUUCGUCUGACAAAAUAGGGCAGACCUUGCAUGUUCUGAAUGAAGACAGUGCUAUGGGUGAGACUCAGCCUGUGGUUGACUGCUCCCCCCCAGGUAAAGACGUCGACAUCUCUAGUAUAGCCUCAGGGUCUUCUCUCAAGAAAGAUCUAUACAGACUGAGCAGCAUGGCAGAUUCGAACCGGAUGCUCCAAUCUUCUGCGGCUUCCCGCAGGAGGGACUUGAACUUAGAAAGCUUGAAAGAGCCUUUCAGGCCUUCGCUAUCAUCGAAAGAUAGUGCGAAAAAGAAGUCGUCUGAGUGCUCUUCGGAGAGUACGGUGAAAAUGUCUGACCUGCCGUACAAACGAUCGACGUCGUCGGCCAAGAAGGAGAUAUCUCUGGGACUGCGUGAUUCUGUGUUACGGCCGACCACCACAUCGAGAUACCCGGGGAUAGAAAGGCGUAAAGAGUUUGCUCUGGAGAGUCUUAGUACGAGUGAAGCGCGGGCGAUGUCGGGUUUGCUGAAGCAGGCAGCGAUUGAGAAGAUUGGCUCGUCUCACAUUGGUAGCUACGUGGCUAGUGCUAGCAAGACGCGCUUGAACAGCUAUUCCAUGGGAGGAAGCAGCUGUCAGGAUGUGCGUAUCCCCACACCAGAAAAUGGCUUGAUGUCGGCACAUCUGAGUCGCGUGUCCAUGAACCAGGAUACACGACUUGUGUCCCCCACUCACCACCUGCCACCCGUCAAAGCCAAAAAGAAAGCAUCGAAACGGUGCUACGCUUGUGCCAAGAGGACUGGUCUGGCAACAAGUUAUCAGUGCAGGUGUGGGAACAACUUCUGCGCCACUCAUCGCUAUGCAGAGUCGCACAGCUGUACGUUCGACUAUAAAACAGAAGGCCGCAAACUUUUAGAACAGAGUAACCCAGUAGUCAGUGCACCAAAAUUACCCAAAAUUUGACACCACUCUAAUUAGCUUUAUAGUACUUAAAAUACCUUUUAACUUAAUUAGUAUAAUAUACUGCAUUCAAAUCAAAAACAAAUCUGUUUCAUUAAAAAAAGUUUUGUGAAGAAAAAAUAAUAUUGGUUGAAUAUUUAAAAUUAUUUUCAGUUCACUUACUAAUAAAUAUGUUUGCUCAGAGGGUACGUUAUUGCUGCUGAUGUUAUUGUGUGGUUGCCCAUCAACCUACGAAAUAUGAAAGAAUGUCUUUCAGGAACCCAUGCUUGUGAUAAUAAUGUCAAUAUGGUGUAUAUUUUAUUGUUGUUGCAGUGUAAUCUUGUAGAUGGUUGCUUAAAAAUAAUGUCACAUGGCCAUUAUGGCCACAAAUGGUUGUGAAAUGUGUUCACAUAAUAAUGUACGUUUUUGAUGAUAUUUUUUUCUCCGACUAUAUUUGGCAAAUAUGUAUUUAGUUAAGACCAAGAGUGUUUGUAGCAUGGACAAAUGCACAUGACUUCGUUUUCAUCUUUCUGUUUUGUUUUCAUUACAGACAAUAUUCAAAAUGUCUAGACAUCAUAAUAAAAUUUGUUUAUUAGUUUGGAAUACAGGUCAAAGAUCGAAAUUUGAGAAUUAUGAUUAUAAACAUUACUUUAAUGACUUGUAACAAUUUUGCUUAAUAGCUAUUUUGUUUUUUAAAAAAGCCACCUGAGAAAGUGGUGCAUUGAACCUACAUUUUAUUAAUUCUCUUUUCCUCUUUCUAAUCUUUAUUUGCAAUAUAAUUACAAGUAUCUGGGAGGCUCUUGUCUUUAACGUGUUAUUCAUUGAUAACUAGAAGACAUGUUUUAGGCCGUGGAUUUAUAAGCACUGUAAAAGUGUAUUAAGAUCUCCGUUAAGUGCCAUACAGAAUAUGACCAUGUACUGUUGUCCAUGUUACUUUUCACUGUUGAGAUAUUGGUUAUUUCGUUUUUAUAGACACAUACAGUACUUUCUGCUUGCUGUGCACUGUAUUAGAAUAUUGACCGUCUAGUAUCAUGAACAGGAGAGAUCUGCCACACGAUCAGUUAAAUUGGAUGUAUUUUUGGUAUAGACAUUUAUUGAAAUAUUCUUAUUUGGUCUGUCAUGUGCAGUAUGGUGUGACUGCCGUGAGGUCAGUGAUGUCAGAAUACUAUUUGGACAUUUUAUCAUGUGUGUGUGUGUGUGUGUGUGUAUGUAUUGCGUGUCAUUUACUCGAGUGAUAGAGUGCCACAUUAUAGUGAAUUUUAUCGUCGUCUGACAAUGGCUAGAUUUUCACUCCAGGUUUUUGCUAAAUACUUUUCGGCUUUUGGGGACAGAAUAUUGUGAUCAUAGUUUUCAGUCUUGAUUUGCAGUUACGUUUGUGGAAAAUGUUUCAGUUUUACAUUAUGUUAUUGAUUGUAAUUACUGAAGUCAUUUAUUUGCUACCAACCUUUUUUCCUUCUAUUACAUACUAGAGGUUUUCAUAAAACUUCAUAGACUACAAUAAAAUCAUGAAGCAUCGACUUGAGAGCACUAUUUUUUUGUUUAUUAAAUUUAUUCAGGAUGCAGACUUACAUGUACACAUUAAAUUAAUUUUAUAUUCAAUAGUAGCAUUACUGUUUUGCAAAAUACAAAUACCCAUAUUUACCAAGCUACGAACAUGAACCUGCAAAUCAAUGUUCAUAUUAAUCCCAGUGUGCAACCUAACUGUAUGCAUUGUCCACACUGGGGGGUAUUAAUAAUGCAAGGAGAUAGAAACAGCGUCAAUUCAUGAAGCAGUAUGAUGUGAUUUCAUUACGACAGGUUGCAUCCAUGGCCAUGUCCGCUAUCAGGUCAGGUCAUGGGGCUUAAUGUGUACAUUCAGAGCAAGCUGUUGUAGCACACACCUGUCAUGGCCGCAGGUGUCCACUUGCGCCGGCUUCUCCAUCCAGAACGGGAAUGUCCUCUAUCACAUGCAUUCACUUUUAUUGGUCAGUGCCAUCUGUUGAGAAUGUAGCAGUUGUGAUGGAACCAUGGUUGACAGUGCUGAACACUAAAAUCAGCAAGAUCUUCACAGUAUAUGACAUCAAACCAGCAUCGUUGUCCAGCGAUGAGCAUUCUAACGGCUUCAGUUGGUGUCCAGCAGUUGUAGUGUUUUGAUGGAAGGUGGAACACUCACAACAGUAGUUUUUAUACGGUCUGGCUGUCUGAAAUACAUGUGAAAGGAAUCCAUUUCACCAAGUGGUUCUUCCAAGACACAAACUACAUGGGUUGAUGAGAGACCUGCUAGCAAUACAGUGCUUACUACUUAUACACAUAAAUGGAUAACAAGUACAAAUAUCGGUCCAGUGCUGAUUGUAUCUAUCAAUUGGGCAUUGCAUUAUUGAUGCUUCCUAGUAUAUUUUCAUUUAGUAUGCUUGAAAAGCAAUAAUUUGGAACUUAAGUAUUCAGUACAUCAUUUACAAUAUAAUUGACAGUGCUAAAAGUUUAUUUUUUCAUUCAUUGAUCUUGGUCAAAUGUACAUUUUUAUUAUGAGCAUUUUUAGCUAUAUCUGAAUUAGUCUAUGGUUUAGAUAAUCAUCAGGAUAUUCUUGGCUUUCUUAACUGACAGAUCUGUCGCUGUAAACCAUGUAAUUAAAACAUUUAUUACAAUCUCUUCACUUGUUAUAUUAAACCAACAAUUAAAAUGUAUUACACUUGUACACAGUAUGUUCUUGCACUUAAUAUAUUUCAAAAUGGCAUGUUUUUUUUAAACAAUCCAGUAUAAUUAUAGGUUAAUACUUCUAUUGAAUUGGAUUGGUGAAUUUUUAUGAAAUUAAUAAUAUAUAUAUUGGAGACUAAAAUUAUUCUUAUAGUGAACCUAUUACUAGAACUAUUCUUAUUGUAUUUAGUUUUCUUUAUUUUUGAGUGGGAAAAUUGAUGAAUUGUAGUGCAACAUAUUCUUUACAUUAACUAUACAUGCAAGAGAUGCUUUUACUGCGCGUGAUUAAUAUCUUUUUUUCAGAAGGUAAAUAAUUUGUUUUGAUAAAAAAAAAACCUUAUUCCAUCUUACCACUUGUUUUAAUAAUUAAAAAUGAAAUUGCUAAAAAUUCAUUCUAAGUGUUCAGAAAAGAAGAAACAAAAUCUACCUCUAAAAUAUUGCCUGUAUUCACAUUAAGAAGAAAUAAAAUUACAAUUUUAAGUUGUUACAAUCUAUUAUUAUUAUUUUUAAUGUUGCCAUUGUAGACAGAGAGAGGAAUCAGUAGUUGAGUCAGCAGGUGUAUUACUGUAUUAUAUUUUGACAUUUUCUGUCUGACAGCCUUUUAUCACAUUUCAGAGAUUUCUUUGUCGUUAAUUACGAAUAUUGAACCAACAUGCAAGUGCUACUACAUGUGUGAUGCAUGCACUGCUGGAGUAUUCGGGACGGCUGUGUAAGGGGUUAACCACCACCUUUCCAAAGUUGUUCUGUCUUGAAUCAAACAAUGCCUUCAAAAUUACUAAGAUGCAAUAUUUCUCUAAUUCCACAUCACCAGUUUUGGUAAUUUGCAGCCCCGCUAUGUCUUAUGUAGCACUUCGAAUUGUGUGCCUUAGUAUUUACAAUUCAGUUCUAAUUUUUUAUUUUAUUUUAUUUUAUUUAUAUUUUUUGGGUAUAGCCUCAAAUUCUAGUAAUGUAUACUACAGAUGUAAUAUUGACAUACAGAAUUUUUAGAUUCUUUUUACUGAAAAACAUUUGGGCAAUUAAUAUACUGGUUAUGAUUUUAUAUUUACUUUUUAAUGACAUUGGGUAUCAAUUUUUAAAAAAAAGAGGAAAAAAAGGUGUAGUGUAAUGUACUUAUCAAGUACAUACUGACAAAUAUACAGAGAUAGCGGUUUUAAAAAAUAUAUUAUUUGUAUGUUUAUUUAAUAAAAUUUUGUUGUUUAACAAGUAUACAUACAAGAUUAUUUUAAUUCAUACUGCACUCUGUAUUUCAGAUCUUACGUUGAAGUGCUUGUUAUGUUUGUUUUGUUGAUUGAAAUGGUAUAUUCUGUUUGUUUUGUGCAAGAAUGAAAUGCUUUUCUGAUUCAGGAAUGGUCUUUAAUAUACCUCUGUAUUACCACUUAAGUUGAGGACAAGAAGAUAUUAAUCCAAAUACAAUGUUUCUGUAUCUAUUAAAUAUAUUAGUUUUUUGAGGGAUUAGAUUUGCUAAAAAAGAAAAAUAUAGACUUCAUAUUACAGUAUGUUACUGUUGUUAACAUUUUUUGCGUAACUUCCAAAUAACACUGUGAUUGAAUAUUGUGCACUAAUAAAUCUUACAUUUGUCCUAA